Armigeres subalbatus is the source of this 2229-nucleotide messenger RNA. RefSeq names its product GTP-binding protein 2. Gene Ontology annotation, biological process: translational elongation. NCBI's taxonomy places the organism in Eukaryota, Metazoa, Arthropoda, Insecta, Diptera, Culicidae. The record is from RefSeq and is a predicted model, not a curated record. Bases 236 to 2098 code for a protein of 620 amino acids. The transcript is spliced from 3 exons. Gene Ontology annotation, molecular function: GTPase activity; GTP binding; translation elongation factor activity.
GACGUCACAAACAGAACGAAAAAGCAGCUAGCAGCAGCAGUUUAUUUUUGCACAAAGAAGCCACAACACAGAAAAAUUGGGAGCGGGCGUUUGAGUGUCGCGUCCAAAAGUGCUUUACUGGUGGGAAAUUGCUACCGAUUAGUGCUCCGCAUCAUCCAAUAAUCUGCGGAAAAGUGUGCAAACCAUUUCGGCCAAUUGUUGCUCCGAUCGGACCAUUCACCAAAACGACACCCAAAUGAGCUCUUUUUUUGAUUUAUUCGAUCCGACGGCUUCCACGUCGGACCACGAUCUCAAUGGCAAUAGCAGCAACAGCAACGAUGAUGACGAGGAGGACAUGUUUCUGUCGUACGACGAAAUGCUCAGCAAAAAUACCAACAGUCAAAAGCGGUCAGUGGCGAUCCCUCCGCGGUUACAAAACCAUCAGCCCUUCGUUCAGCAUCAAUACUCGCCGUGCACAGCCAUGAUCGACUUCGAUCUCGAUAUCCUUCCACCGGAACCACAACUGGGUAACAUCGAGUACAAACUGAAGCUAAUCAAUCCAUCCAAGCAGCGGUUCGAGCAUCUGGUCACGCAAAUGAAGUGGCGGCUACGCGAGGGAAACGGCGAAGCCAUCUACGAGAUUGGAGUUUCCGAUUCCGGACAGUUGCACGGACUCAGCGAUGCAGACAUGAACUGUUCGUUGCACACCCUGAACCAAAUGGCUCGCAAACUGGAUGCCUCGACGUCGGUUCUCCGACGGAAAACUCUAACCGCUGGACGAUCGGUUGUUGAGGUGUUGGUCCGAAAGAUCCCCGACGAUCAGCACAACAUUGAAGUGCGGGUCGCCGUCCUUGGUGGAGCUGAUGCCGGCAAAUCUACUCUCCUUGGGGUGCUGACGCAGGGCGAAUUCGACAAUGGCCGGGGACGAGCACGGCUUAAUAUGUUCCGACACAUGCACGAGAUUCAAACUGGGCGUACGUCAUGUAUUUCCCACGAAACUUUGGGGUUUGAUCAGCAGGGUAAUGUAAUUAACUACAAGUACAAUGAAAUGAUGACGGCUGAGGAGAUCAGCGACCGUUCGACAAAGCUGGUGACAUUCAUGGACUUAGCUGGUCACCGGCGCUACUUGAAAACGACAGUACAAGCGCUCUCCGGAUAUUUGCCACAUCAUGCUCUCAUCGUGGUCGGUUCUGGAAGCACCAUUAGCAACAUGACCAAAGAGCAUCUUGCCAUUGUCCAUGCCCUCGAUAUGUCCUUCUCGAUUGUAGUGACAAAGUGCGAUUUAAUCCCACCAGACGAUGUAUUGUUUGAGCUGAAGAACCUUUUAACUGCUGUUGGAUAUCGGAAAGUGCCAUAUCAGGUUACGAACGAAGACGACGUGCUGAACGCGAACGCACAUCAGAACGUCGAGCAAAUUGUCCCCAUUUUCUGUGUUUCGAAUGUGACUGGCGAUGGGCUGGACCUGUUGACCAAAUACCUUUACGUCCUGUCCCCGGGCAUCAGCAACUCGGAGAAGGAACGACUCGAGCAAGAGCCGGUCGAAUUUCAGAUUGACGAAAUAUUCAAGGUGGCCGAGGUUGGCCUGGUGGUCGGCGGGUUGCUGUGCAAAGGCGUCAUCACCGAAAACAUCCAGGUGCGAAUCGGGCCCCAGAUGGACGGGACCUUUAUGCCGGUCACGGUGCAAACCAUUCACCGCAACAAGGCGCCAUGUCGGGUGGUGCGAGCCGGACAGAGUGCUUCGCUUUCAUUCUACCCGGGCGACGAUAUACCACCUCUGCGACGAGGCAUGGUAAUACUGCCGGACUAUGAGGAGGAAGACAUCGCUUACGGGUCGUACUUUUUCCAGGCUCGUAUAUCGGUUCUGUUCCACGCGACCAGGAUUUACAAAGGCUUCCAAACGACGAUGCACAUCGGAAGCAUCCGACAGACGGCCGUCAUCGUGGGAAUCAUGGAGCAAACGGACGGUAUCCGCACGAAUCAGACGGCGUCGGUGAUGUUCCGGUUCGUGCGGCAUCCGGAGUACGUGCGGCCGGGCAUGAGAGUGUUGUUCCGCGAGGGCACCAGCAAGGGAAUCGGAAAAGUAACGCAAGUAUUUCCGCUUAAUCAGAAAGUGAAUUAAACCGUAUUUUUGAUUGUGUACGUUCCGAGGAACGUACCAUACUUUGGAAAGUCAAAACUAGUUAUAUAUUUUUAAAAAUGACUUAAAACUAUGUAAAUAACAGCAGAAACAUUAAAACUGUGAUUUCUUAA